ACCAUUUCAUAAUUGUUUUUUUCCCAGCCAUACACUUGAAUGAAAAUUUAUCUAUAAAUACAUCCUUUGAUCGUAUGGUUUCCUCACACCUGGUCGCUGAACAUAGCUCUAAUAACACCAAGCUCUUGAAAUACAAUAUCAAAAUGGUUGGAGUAUGGUCCCUAAUCCGAGGUGUUAGCAUCAUUCCUGAUAUGGAUAAAGAGGUGGCGAGUUUGAUUGGGAGGUCUGCCUUUUCCCUGAAAGAUUACACAUCAAGACAGGGCUCAUGUGUUAGUAUUUAUGUUUUACCUAUAUUUUACUCCCUCCGUCCCUUAAAACUAUGCCAACUUUCCUUUUUUGGAUGUCCCACUAACUUUGCCACUUUCCAUUUGAAGUAAAGAAUUUGUGGUUCCAGACAAUUCUCUCUCCUCUGCACAAACCUCAACCACACAGUUUUUACUUUAUUAAUCCCCGUGCCGGUCAAACUUAGCAAAGUUUUAAGGGACGGAGGUAGUAUUUAGCAGUGAUAAGUAGUGUUAACUCUCUACUGGCUAUGACUAACAUUUUGUUAUGUUAGUGUAGUCUACAUCUUUUACAAAAUUUUUAGCAUGUCAAGAAUGAUAGUGAGAUGAUCGUGAUGCAUAAAAUGUAUAGGGAUGCAUAUGAUGCUUAUGGAUUUUACAGCACUUUUCCAGUGCAUAAACCACAUUAAAAAUGAUGCAUGUCAUUCCUGAUAAAGAUUGAACUAUUCAUUUACAUUCUUGCAAAAGGCAAAUAAUCAGAUUCUCAUAGACAGAUACCCAUUUAAAAAAAUCUUGAUGUGUAUAAAAAUCUGUAUUAAUUAAUGUCAAAAUGUCAAACGUUUGUUAUUGAUGAGAAAUGAGUACAUAUUUUUAUCAUUUCUCUUGACUCUGCGUACAAACAAUGAACAAGGUGCAAAACAGUUUAAUCAAUAGUCUUUCCUGAUUAAUAAAUUAUAUAAUUGAAUCAGUGAAAAAUUAAAUUUCAAACUAAAAUGCAAUUAAGUGGUCUUUCCUGACCAUGCUUCGUAAAAAGUUAGAAUCAGUUAUAUUGUUUCAAGUUUACGCGAAGGUAUAAGCUGUGUGAAUACUGUGGGUUCUUGAUUUCAAAGGUUUAUUUAUAUGCUUUAGGUAGAUCCACUCAAAGCUUUGUUGGUUACAGUAGAAUUUUGAAAUACAUCACACAGCCAAUAUUGGUGGGGGAGAUAAGGUUCAACUGUUCAAGUGUUCAUUUACAUACAACUUCUAUAACUUCGCAAAAGAAUAAUCACAUAGAUUCUCAUUUGAUCUGGAAAUAAUACAUUAUAAAAAUGUAAAGAUUAGAUUUGAAAUUUUUGGGUUAAAUACUAUACGCAUGUCUAUUAGCAAUUGUUUAAUUUUGAGUCUCACAGAUUAUAUCUUAUGUAAUCUUCAACAAUAGUUCGUGAAUCGUGACUUCGUGAAUAGUUUAAUUUGAUUUUUCCUGAAGUAGUUUUUUUCAUAUAUUUGUAAAAAAUGUUGAUGAAAUUAAAUACAUAAAACGGAUGAAAAAUCAAAUGAACAGUGUCUGCAUAUUCAUUAGAUCUGUUAGUUGUGAAUGAUGUGGUUUGUAUAGAAGUCUGAUGGUUUGGGGUCAAGGGGCUGUAUCUUUCCCUACAACUGAAAACCUUAUCAUUCAAAUUAAACUUUAUACUCAAACUUGGGUUCAGAGCUGGGGGAAAUUGAAAUUCAGAUCUGUGGACAAUAUUCUCUAUGAGGAAAAGCUGAUUCCAUAUAAUUUCAAGACAGGAAGUUCUAAGGUUGCAAUCGCGAAGUGGAUUAAACCUAAAGAUUCCAGUCUCGAGGCGGAGCUAAAAGCUAUUGUCACGGCAACGAAAUGGGCUCUGAGUUCCGGCUAUGGUGAUUUCGUGGUUGAAUCGGAUGCAUCGAGAGCGGUCGAGCUGAUUUCAGCUAAGAGAGAAGGUAGAUGGUCUUCGUUGGUUCAGGAGAUGGCUCUUUCGACUUCUCAGACAUAGGUGGGCUUCAGACACAUAUGGCGAGAAAGGAAUUGGGCUGCUCAUUACAUUGCAACUUCCAAGCCAGCCCAAUUCAGGGUUAUCAACUCUAUUAAUUAUUUAUCAGACGUGAGCAGAAAGGCAUAUUUUUUAGACUAUUUUGGCAUUCCGUCUCUUAGAUAUGUUUAAUUUUGUUAUUGAUCUUUCAUUUAUUUAUCUGCUGAGAGGUAUUGGCUUGGUCCCCCUCUCUAUUUGUAAUUGCUCCUUUUUUAAUUAAAUUACUGCAAAUGUUCCCCGGCGUUUGCCCCACUGAUUUUGGUGGUUUGCCUACUCGGUUAAAAAAAAAGUAUAGAAG
Molecule: messenger RNA, 2327 nt
Organism: Cuscuta epithymum
Lineage: Eukaryota; Viridiplantae; Streptophyta; Magnoliopsida; Solanales; Convolvulaceae
Source: the annotation of a GenBank genome assembly